Molecule: messenger RNA, 3806 nt
Organism: Chara braunii
Lineage: Eukaryota; Viridiplantae; Streptophyta; Charophyceae; Charales; Characeae
Source: the annotation of a GenBank genome assembly
UCGAGCCCUGGGAUCUGCAAUUGUCCUGCGAACUGUGUGAAACCCUUUCGCAGUUAUCCAGUCAUGUGAAAACUGUUUUCACUCUGUCAUUCGGUCAUGUGAAAACUUUUUUCACUCUGUCAUUCGGUCAUGUGAAAACUGUUUUCACUCCGUCAUUUUGGUCAUGUGAAAACUUUUUUCACUCUGUCAUUCAGUCAUGUGAAAACUGUUUUCACGAUGAAACGUACGGAAGAUGUAUGCUUAAGCGGGCUGCAUCCUCAGCAUCUCUUCUAUGUUGCCCGUUUGUUGCAGCGGUUACUUGCUAAUAAAUUGGGAAAAAGUCGACUGCAAAAUGCCUGCCUGCUGAUAAUGACGAUGGUAAUCAUGAUGGUAAUCAUGAUGGUAAUCAUGGUGGUGACAAUGAUGAUGAUGAUGAUGAUGGUGAUGAUGAUGAUGAUGAUGAUAAUGAUACUCCUCUGUUGCGACGUUGUGCAGCGGCCUGCAUCAUCAGCAUCAAAGGCUGAACUGUGCAGAAGGAGUCUGGCGCAGAUACUGCAGUACAAACAACCCCCUCUUCAGGACUUGCAAAUAUUUGGAAAUCCAGAAGAACAGCCUAUACUCUUCGUGGAGCGUCAUAUAUCGAAUGUGGAGGUGAUUGCCAGAAGCGGCUUCCUGAGUCCUUCAGGAGCUCUUCUCGGGAACGUUCUGCCGGCACAAUCCUUCAGCCCAAGUUUCAAUGGCAACAGCCCAAAGGUUGAUCCAAGGCCCCUCGAGAUUCCAAGAGAAAGGGAGCGGAGGAACAGCAAGCAGUCCAGACACGUCAUUGUGUUUGUGCAUGGGUUUCAGGGCCAUCACUUAGACCUUCGCCUCAUCCGGAACAAUUGGCUGAUGUUGGAUCCGACGGUGGAAUGCAUGAUGUCUGAAGCAAAUCAGGACCGUACAUUUGAUGAUUUCCGGGAUAUGGGACGGCGACUCGCGAACGAGGUUGCUACCUCCUUGACUCAUCUGUUUGGGAGUUCUGGGAGGCCAAAUCCAAAUUUAUGCCUUGGGAAACUCAGCUUUGUCGGACAUUCAAUUGGCAAUGUUGUCAUCCGCGCUGCUCUCACAGAGGCUGCGAUGCAACCGUAUCUUAGCCACCUUUUUACGCUCUUGUCAAUUUCGGGUCCGCACUUGGGCUAUAUGUACAGCUCCAACUCUAUUUUUAACUCUGGGCUUUGGCUGCUGAAGAAGUUCAAAGGCUCGCCGUGCAUGCAUCAGCUCACUUUCACCGAUCAACCAGCAAUGAAGGACUGUUAUCUUUACCAUCUCAGUCAGACGAAGACAUUUGGGUACUUCAGGAAUGUGUUAUUCUUGGCCUCUCCUCAGGAUCGAUACGUUCCCUAUCAUUCGGCGAGGAUUGAGAUGUGUCCUGCGGCAAUGAAGGACUCAAAGAAAGGUGGUGCGUAUACGGCAAUGCUGCAAGGUUGUCUAGGCCCUCUCGUACAGGGCGGAACUCGUGCCGGUGAUGCCAUGGAAGGGAGGACUUUAUGGCGGGUUGAUGUGAACUUCAACACCUCUUCAACGCCCCGUUCCCUCAGCACGCUGAUUGGUCGAGCAGCACACAUUGAAUUCCUCGAGACGGAUGCCUACGUAAAAAUAAAAAGUAAUGGCGAGCACGAGGAUGAGGACGAGGAUCAAUACGAGGACGAAGACAAGGACGAGGACGAGGACGAGGACGAGGACGAGAAUGAGGACGAGGAUGAGGACGAAGACGAAGACGAGGACGAGGACGAGGACGAGGAUGAGGAUGAGGAUGAGGACAAGGACGAGGAUGAGAGGACGAGACGCCUUUUACAACAAUGAGUAGGUAGUGGUGCUGUUGGAUACCAAGCAACACUCCUUUUCUUUUGCGGUCACGGUAGCCGUCUUGUCAGUUAAUUGAACUUAAUUCAAGAUUUCCAGCAGUCGUGGUUAGGACUGCGAUUCAGGUAUUCUCCUUUCCUGAUGCAUGAAACUCACUUAGCAGAGGGGCUGGGAUUAGUGCAGAGGCACAAUCGAGAGUGCUUUAUUUUCAUUCCAAUGAUGAGAUGAGCAAACCAAGUGUGCGAGGGAUGCGAUUAAUUUUACUUUUAUGGGCAUUUGAGUGUCUUCUUGUAUAAGAUCUGAUCGGCGCUGUCCAGCAAGCUGCGAGAUGAUGAUGCCGCCCAGAAUUUCCACCCUUGUUCUCGAUGGCAUGUGAGACUUCGGUAAGAGGUAUUCUUGAAGCCAGGCCACUGAAAGGAGAGCACCCUUCUACAAUUGGACGGUAGUCUUGACACUUAGUCAUUUCAACCAUUGUUCUUGGUGGCAUGUGAGACAGCGGUCCAGUAUUCUUGAUGGCCAGUCCACCCAAAAGAGCACCCUUCGACAUUUUUUUUCUACGUCGGGACGGCAUUCAGCUACGGGUAUCUGUUGCUGGGUCUGUGUGUUCAGCUGCUCGGCAGCAGGUAGGCGUCAUGUUACAGAGGCUUGAAGGACUCAGGGGUAAAGACGCUGGAGGGGGGUAACAGAAGGACUCAGGGGUAAAGACGCCGGAGGGGGGUAACAGAAGGACUCAGGGGUAAAGACACCAGAGGGGGCUCUGAGCUCAUUUGGCAAGCAAGGAACGAUCUGCUGUUUUCGCAUCGGGUAGGGGGUCGGUAGGCCUCGUGUUAUAAAGGCGCGAAGAAAUUUGGGGGGGUGAAGACAUCGGUGGGGGUAAAGACGACGUCGGUGUUAACACAUGGAAAGGCAUUUGAGCGUAAGUCCCGGAGCUCAUUUGGCAAGCAAAGAAUGGUCAUGGUAUCAAUUCAUGGCCGUCGGAGUGCCUUCAUUCUGACGAGUCUGACGACGCAGAAAACAGGUAGGGAAUGUGUGGGAUGAAGUUGAUUACGCGUGUCCAAAGGGUCUUUUAUUAAAGAUUUGAUGUCAUUGGCAAUGCUUAGCAAUCUAUAGGACUUCUGAUUCCGAUAUUAUCCUCAAUUACACUCACUCGGUACAAGCAGGGGCUGACGUUACGUUUACAGGCACUGGAGUGAGGGAAGCGGGUUCGGCUGGUGCCUUUACCGUGGAGACUUCUGUGAAACAGUCUUGAAAGACUGUGAGAAUAUGAAAAACCAAGAUCGAGAGAUCGAAUCAAAACGGAAUGAGCAUUUGUUUUUCCUGCAUGUCCACCUGCCUGGCAUUAUCAGUUCACAGUAGUACAGUACCUCCUCAUUCGUCUGGGCGCGGGCAAGCAGUUUGAGUCGCUCCAGGCAUGGGACCGUAUGCAUGAGCUUGCUGUGUAUGUGGUGACACAGGGCGGGAAAGUGUAACCAGGAAGACGCAUGGAGGGGGCAGAGUGAAGUGUCCAUCAUCAUCCUAUUUUUGGACUGUUGAAGAAUCUUGUCAGGCUGCUAGCCGAUAAGGCAUCAGCCACAUUCAGAGAGUAGAGAGUGCCUAUCUAGAGACUGGUCAUGGGUAAACGACUGGGAAGCAGCACCAAGCUGACUGGAAAGGAGCAAUUUUGCUAGGGGGAGGAUCAGAAAGAAAUUGGCUAAGUGUAACUGCAGUUGGGGUGAUGGAUUCCUCAGCUUGAGGCUCACCUUGCUUGUGGCAAUUACAAUAGCAAUAUUUUUUUCAGGUGGAGAGCAGCAGUUUUGCGCACAAGCUCCGGGCCGACUGGGGUGGAAAGAAGCAAUUUUGCUACCUUCACCCGAAUACAGCAUAUGAUGAUACUAUGAUCAUUAUUGCUGUAUCUGCACUGGAACUAGAAUGACCGUACAUUGUAUUCGGGGGAAGAAGGUAGGAGGCGGCCAGAAAGAGAUUGGCUAAGCUUAACUGCCGUUGAG